CUGGUGGUCAUGGCCAAUAGAAGUAAAGAACAAGAGCCUUUAAUAAAUAAAAAAUUAAUGAAAUGGAAAAUACUCAUAAUAUCAGAAAAUGUAGAGCAGGCAAAAGAAUUGAGGACACGACAAAUGGAGAUACAGAAUUAAAGUACAGAGUACUUAGUAUUGCCUCCUAUUUUGUGGUUCUUGUUCUAAUAGGAAUACCAAUUUGGUGGUAUACAACUCGAGUCUACAGAGCAACUUUACCCUUGGACGAAAUUCGAAAUUUACAGUUGAACAACUACAGUAAAAGAGAGUUUGGAAUACCUCUAAGUCUUGAGUAUGAUGUUCUCAUUAGUUUUGUUCAUCCAGAUCCUGAAAAUCUGCAAAUUAAACUAACUGGAUUGGAGAUAGCCGAAUAUUUGCAAGAUUUUUUGGAAGAAUUGAGUCCCCUAGCAGACUUUAUUACAAAAUCUCAGUGGCUAUAUCUGACAGAGCUUGGAGCUAUUCCAAAGAAAGUUAAUAACCGUUUAGUUUUAUUUGAACAUCAAUUACCUCAUGUUAUUACUCCUUUGGAGACAAAACUUUGGUCCCAUAUGUCUGCUCGGCCCAGUUUAAAUUUGGUACUGUAUUUUCCUCACUGUAAAGCACCAUUAUACAUAUAUAAUGAUAAUAAUGAACCAUCAAAGACUAACGCCUUUGUGAGUCCUAGGUGGGGCGGUAUUUAUGUUAUUAAUCCAGAUGGUAAUUCUUGUGAGAAAGGGCAAUUUAAACCCAAUGUAAAUUUGAUUGUGGCAACAUUCAAGGCUACCUUAAAAGAGCUUUUUAAAAUUCAAGAUGAUUCAAUAGAUGGAUUAAAAGAAUUAAGAAGAAGAAAAACUGAGGAGUUGUUAGAAUCAUCAAAACGGACACUAAAAUCACUGGCUCAAUUGUUGCAGGAAAUAAACAGUAUUGUCAUAAGUGAUGAAGUUGCAGAGAAAAUUAAUAUUGCUGUCAAAAAUGUUAAUGAUGCUGCGAGUUAUAUAAGCUCUAAUAAGUCGACCAAUGCUUUGGCAAGUGCCAAAUUAGCAUUUAAAAAAUCUGAAGAGGCAUUUAGUCAUCCCUCAUUGUUGGCUUUACUUUAUUUUCCGGAUGAUCAAAAGUAUGCCAUAUAUAUUCCUUUGUUUUUACCUGUGAUGAUACCCGUAGUAAUGUCCUUAACAUCAAUUGGGAGAAAGCUCAAGAAAGUAAAGUGUGAUUAAGCAUAGCAGCAGAUAGAAUAUUAUUUAAAUUAAUUUAAAUUUAGGUGGUUUUUUCAAAAUAAAACAACUAAAGAAGCCCUAAAAUCUCUCAAAAAUUAAAUAAUUUUUAAAAAUAAAUCGGAUUUUAUGCACCUCAAAAGUACCGAACUAUCGGUAGACCACCAAAAAUUGCGCACACGAAAAAACCGUUAAAACUAACCAAAUUAUUCAAAAUUAUCCCAAUAGCACAAAAAAAAUCAUUUGAGAGAGAUUAGAACCAGGGUAUCGUAUUAGUUUUUUGGGUGUUAUUUAGAUAAUUUUGCAUUAAUUCGGAAAAUUCCAUCUUUUUUUCAUAUGCCUAAUUUUUGGGUACUUGGGCGGUGCGUGAAAACAUGAGUGCUUUUUUAGAGGUUUCGGGUCUUUUUUGGAUGUUUACUUUUCGGAAAACUGACUAAAUUGGUAUGAUUUUAACUUGUUUUUCGUACCCUGGUCCAAAAGUAAUAUUUUAUAUCCUUUUUAGGUUAUUGGCAUAAAUUGUGUGUGAUAAAAUGUUAAU
Cylas formicarius (sweet potato weevil) is the source of this 1749-nucleotide messenger RNA. It is a transcript of the gene PIG-S, whose product is annotated as GPI transamidase component PIG-S. The transcript is spliced from 3 exons. Gene Ontology annotation, cellular component: GPI-anchor transamidase complex. Gene Ontology annotation, biological process: attachment of GPI anchor to protein. Bases 63 to 1214 code for a protein of 383 amino acids. The record is from RefSeq and is a predicted model, not a curated record. Lineage: Eukaryota; Metazoa; Arthropoda; Insecta; Coleoptera; Brentidae.